AUGGGUGACCCAUUCUCUAUUGCCAGCGGCGUCGCUGGUCUCGUUUCACUCGGCCUUACCGUCUGCAACGGCCUUCACACUUACUUCAGCGCUAUCAAGGACAGGAAGGAUGAUCUCGCAAUUGUCACACAAAACCUGGCCCUGUUCAAAUUCCACAUUUUCGCCGUCCAAUCUAGUUCAUCAAAGCUUGGUCAUCGUCAUUCUCCAGCCAUCGAUGGCUUGCAGCUAAGUUUGAUGAAUUGCGAAAUGCAGCUCAAAUGUAUUGAAUCAUUGCUCAACGACUUGACGCCAGCCGAAAAUCCGUCGUUGGCCAAGGAGACUUGGAGAAGACAGAAACUGAUUGCGCGGUAUCCUUUUGAUCGCAAGAAGCUGGUGCAGCUGGAAGAGUAUCUCUCACGAGCAAACAUUACUCUGAGCAGUUUUAUACAAGCCCUCAACCUUGAUAUAAAUGUCCGGAUGAGUGACGAGUUGCAGGCUUGUAAAAUAUCUCUGGAAGCACUGAACACCAACACUCGUACCACCUUGAGAACGAUCACCACCAGACUCGACUUCAUCAGCCCCACUGUAGGACCUAGCACCCUCCAAGUUGUUCCCUCCUGGGAAGAAGACGUUACAGCCUCCAGUAGCAAUAGUAUCGCCUUGCACCAGACCGCCAUGGGCGCGGAGAUGAAGUCUUGUGGCCCCGGAAAUGAGCGAUCUUUCAAAGAUCUCACCGACGUACAUUCCAAGGCUCGUUAUCUACAGAAUGCGGAGCUCGAACAAAGGCUUUUCAAAAACCUGUCAAACAUGAAUUGUACCUGUGGGGCUUCAAGUGGCCGGACUAGUAAUCGUCCCGCAAGUCGCACGUACCGAUUCUGGGGGGGUCUGACCGUCUCAAGACAAGGAGAUGUACGAGCAAAUCAUCGCCCCGGAUCUGGAAAAGCAUCACCUUUUGAUAUUGACAGAGAGGGUAAUAACGUCGCUCACAUGUGCUUGAAACUGACGACUUUGGAGACACUUUUGUUCUCUUUUGACUACAUAGAAGCACUGAGCAACUGGCCUGAUGGGCUCAGGCUACUUUUACAACGGCAAGAUGUUUGGUCGUUGAUGGACCCGAUGGAUACACGCCUCGACCAUCUCGCUCCUCUGGAUUUCGCUCUAUUCUACAGUAAGAUCUACUGCAACUCUGCGGAUGAGUGGACAGACUGUGAUAACUGCACUUGCUAUGUUGCUGUUCAACUUCUGCUCGAAGCUGAUUGUAAUGUCACUGUCGGUUAUAGACGCCCUGCAACCCUAGCUGGUUGCUCCCUGAAGGCCCGAAAACUAUUCUUCAAGCACCUUAAGGACAGACGUGAGCGAUUACGAAAUUUCGCUUCUUCAGUUCUUCCUGAAGAAACCCUGCGUCAAUAUGGGGUUACUGCGAAUUGUUUCCCUGACAAAACUGCUAUUGCGUUAUGGACCGAACUGCAGGAAGCUAACGAUCAUCGGGAUCGGCGAGUACAGGUUCCUUGUAGUCUCAAGCCUUGCAACGAUGAAUUCUUGAGCAAUCCCGAGAGUUUUUUCGAGUACCCUCACCACCUACAGGUUGUAGAGCUAGCACUCGACUACGGUUUAGCACCUAAGGAUGAGAAGGGGGUUCCGACACUUCUGUCUGGCACUGACAUCAAACCGGAUUGGCUACUCCGGCAAGACCUAAACCUAGAGCUGCCAUUGGAGCCCUUUCGGGUUUCCAUUCUUCAUCCCAUUGCAGUUUUCAUUGGAGAUCGCAUCAUCAUGUCUUUAAGACAGGUCAACGCCUUCAAUCCGCACCGGGACGUCUGUAUAUCUGAACUACAGUAUUCAAGGACAUUGUUGCCAGCAAUAUGUCGCAGCAACUCCCGAUGCAAUAUCCCAUGCCCAUGUUCAUCAGGCGAGUUUAGCCGACCUUUGGCACAUGUCUUGCCCGGAAUACUCCGAAUUCUGCAGGGUCAAGAUCACAUCGACUCGGUAUUUGCUUCUCAGAGGAUGGCAGAGAUCAUAGAACUUGUGGUCCGUUCUAUCAAUCUGUUGAAGCUUUCUGAUGGCAGCUCUGAGCAAUCAUACAUGGCGAUUUGUGCAAUCCAUAUUCUGACGAUGAUGUCCUUGGGAGUAAGGCACUUGCCAAUCUGCCUUAUAGAACGCUAUUAUCACGAAUACGACUCAGGCUGUGAAGAGGAAGACUGGAAGGAAAUUCUAGACGAGGACCGAGAGUUGAUCGCUCAGCUGCAAACACUUGACGAAGAAUUUGUAGAGGCUUUUGGCUGCCAAGAUGUUCCCAUAAAUGAGUUUCUCCGAGGAUACUGGCUGUCAAGAAUCAAGGAAGUCAUUGGCAAGUUGAAUAAACCCCUGGCUGAUGACGAUAGAUAUGAGCUUUUGGAGGCCGGAGUGGUGUUGGACGAGGACGAGACUGGUGGUUCUCUAUGUCGCGUUAAGCAUCCGGAAUGA
This is a messenger RNA of Fusarium tjaetaba, 2442 nucleotides long. RefSeq lists its product as uncharacterized. Bases 1 to 2442 code for a protein of 813 amino acids. The transcript is spliced from 6 exons. NCBI's taxonomy places the organism in Eukaryota, Fungi, Ascomycota, Sordariomycetes, Hypocreales, Nectriaceae. The record is from RefSeq and is a predicted model, not a curated record.